CGGGAGUGUGGACGUCACUUCCGCCGGUGACCCCUUCCUGACCCUGCUACCCCUUGCUGUCAAGGGAUUCGAGCAACCCCGUGGAGGUGUACGACGCCAGCUCCCUUCUGGGGGGCGGCGGCCUGGGGGUUACCAUGGCCCCCAACCACCUGUCAGUGCGGGAGAUGAGGGAAGAUGAGAAGCCCCUGUUGCUGGAGAUGCUGAAGGCCGGUGUAAAAGACACGGAAAACCGUGUGGCCCUCCACGUCCUGACGCGUCCACCAGCCCUUCUCCUCCUGGCUGCAGCCAGCAGCGGCUUGCGCUUCGUCCUGGCCUCCUUCGCCCUGGCCCUCCUGCUGCCCGUGUUUCUGGCUGUGGCCGCUGUGAAGCUGGGCCUGCGAGCCCGGUGGGGCUCUUUGCCUCCACCAGGCGGCCUGGGUGGGCCCUGGGUGGCUGUCCGGGGCUCCGGUGAUGUGUGUGGAGUUCUGGCUCUGGCCCCUGGUGCCAACGUGGGAGACGGAGCCCGAGUCACCCGCCUCUCUGUCUCUCGAUGGCACCGUCGCAGGGGCGUGGGAAGGAGACUGCUGGCCUUUGCUGAGUCCCGAGCUCGAGCAUGGGCUGGGAGUAUGGGGGAGCCUCGGGCCCGGCUUGUGGUCCCAGUGGCUGUGGCUGCUUGGGGGGUGGCAGGGUUAUUGGAGGCCUGUGGCUACCAGGCAGAGGGAGGCUGGGGCUGCAUGGGCUAUAUGCUGGUUAAGGAAUUCAGCAAAGAUCUGUGAUUAUAGACAAUGCCCACUGGGGAGAUGCCGGGGACCAGCACCUAACGCGCACCUACUGUGUGCCAG
Molecule: messenger RNA, 821 nt
Organism: Phodopus roborovskii (desert hamster)
Lineage: Eukaryota; Metazoa; Chordata; Mammalia; Rodentia; Cricetidae
Gene: Nat14
Product: N-acetyltransferase 14 (putative)
Exons: 3
Coding region: 135-755 (206 amino acids)
Molecular function (GO): N-acetyltransferase activity
Source: RefSeq, a predicted model, not a curated record